AUGAUUAAAAAAGAAUUAAAGAAAUUAUUAGUAAAACAAUCAGGAUCAGAAUUAUUAUUUUAUGAUUAUUUAAUAGAGUAUGAUGAACUUUUAGAUGAUUUACCAUUAAUGUCAACUCUAUCAUUUCAAGCAAUGAUUUAUAAAUAUAUAACGAUUUCAUUCAAUUUAAAUGGUUUAAAAUUUUUAAUUGAUAAUAAUAAAUCUUUAUAUAUGGUUGGUAAUUACCUUUUAGGUGAUAUUAGAAAUAAUUUUAAGAAAUCAAAGUCAAAUAUUAGAAAUGAAGAUAACAAAUUAAUAAUAAAAAAGUUUUGUGCUUGUAAUAAUGGUUAUAGAUUAAUUGAAUUUUUAAAAGUUUCAAAAAGUUAUAAUUUAUCAAUUAUAAAUGAUAUUAAUUGGAGUUUAAUAAUUGAUAAAUGUGAAAUUAGUAUAUUAAAUUCAAUUUUAUCAUUAGAGAUAUCAGAUUUAAAAAAGAAUUUAUUAUUAAAAAAUCAAAGAUUUAAAAAUUUCUCAAAUUUUAAAUGGUAUUUUGAAAAUUUAUUAAUUAAAUCAAUUGAUUUCUCAAAGAUUAUUGAAUAUUAUAAUUAUAAUAAAUUACCACCAUUCUCUUCAAAAUCUGAUAUAGAUUUCAUAAUUAAUAAUAAAUUAUUAUUAAUUGAUAAAAUUGGUUUAAAUUUAUUCUUAAAUUUACAAUCUUCAAAAACAAUUGAAUUAAAUCAUUAUUUUUAUAAUCAAUUUUCAAAAUUUUUAAUAAUACCACCAUCAUCAACUAAUAAUAAUAAUAAUAAUAAUAAUAAUAAUAAUAAUAAUAAUAAUAAUAAUAAUAAUAAUAAUAAUAAUAAUAAUAAUGAACAUAUAUUAAAAUUUAAAAUUUAUCAAAAUUCAAUUAAUAAUGCAAUUAGAGAUGGUGAUAUAAAAACAUUGAAAGAAAUUGAUUCAUUAAAUUUAAAUUUCUCAAUAAUAGAUAAUGAUAAAGAUGAAGAUGAUAAUGAUAAUAAUAAUGAUAAUAAUUUAUUAAAAGAAUUACCAAAUGGUGAUAUUGGUAUAACAUUAUUUAAAUAUAUGGUUAAAAAUAAUGAAAGAUUUAAAAGGAUAAUUUCAAAAUUAGAUUUCAAUAAAAUUGAUAAUAUUAAUUUAUUAUUAUUGUUUAUUAGCUUAUUAAGUAAACCAAAAGCUUGGGAAAUUGCAUUACACCUUUUAUUACAAAUUAAAUCAGUCUCUAGACUUGAUUCAAAAUUAAAAUUAAAAUUUAAAGAAUCAUUCAAUAAAUUACAUCAUUCUGAUCAAUUAAAUGUUAAUAUUAAUAAUGUAUCAAUAGUUAAUGAUAAUGAUCAUAAUCCAAUAAUAGUAUUUAAAUUAAUUAAACAAUUAUCAAAUUUAUUCACAAUUAAUAAUUUUAAAAACUUAUCAAAUUCAUCAUCAAUUAAAAAAGUUUUUCAAAUAACUUUUAAUUUUUUAUUUAAUAUUUAUUUAAAAUCAAUUUCAAAUAAUAAUAAUAAUAAUAAUAAUAAUAAUAAUAAUAAUAAUAAUAAUAAUAAUAAUAAUAAUAAUAAUAAUAAUAAUAAUAAUAAUAAUAAUAAUAAUAAUAAUAAUAAUAAUUAUAAUUAUAAUAAUUUAGAAUUAAAAGAACCAAUUAAAUUAGUAAAAGAAGUGAUUUCAAUAUUAAAGGAAUGUUCAAUUAGUAUACCACAUGGAUUUUAUCAAAUUUUAUAUUAUAUUCAUAUAAAAUCACCAAAAUUAUCAAGUUUUAUAUUAUUAAAAGAUUCAGUUGGAUUUAUAUUGGAUGGUUUAACAGGUGUUCCAUCAUCAAAUUGGUCACCUUAUUUCAAUCCUUUUAAUUCUUUCUCUUUUGAUAUUAUCAUUAAUAGUAGUUUUGAAGAAUUAUUCUUUAAAAUUAAAAAUGAUAUGGAUUUAGCAAAUCAUCAUAAUGCUGCUGAUCAUUUAGGUAUUCAAAAUCAACAACUAUUAAAUAAUUCAAAUCAAUCAAAUUUUUAUGAUGAUAUUAUAUUUUUAUCAGCAUCAAAUAAAAGUGAUGUAAUAUUUAAAUUAUUUGAAAAUAAUAUAAAUUUAUCAACAUUUAAUAAUAAUAAUGAUAUCGAUAAACCACCAUUUGAAUUUAUUAGAAUAUUAAAAUUAGAUUUAUUUGAAAGAAUUAUUAAAUUGGAAAAUGUAUUAUCAGAAUUAAAUUGGAUAUUCGAAUCUGCAAUGAUUUUCAAUAGAUUGGAUAUUUUAGAAUAUAUAACAGUAAAUGUUUUAGAUUAUAAAGAAAGAAUAACUUCAUUUCAAACUCAAUAUAUAUUUUUUGAAAAGAAUUAUUUUGAUAUUAUUAAAUUUUUAUUAAAUAAUGAUCAUUUUAAAAAGUUAUUAUUAUUUCCAAAUCAAAAACAUCAUCAUCAUCAUCAUCGACAACAAAAACACCAACAAAGACACCAACUUAAUGUGAAAUUUAAAUUAUUUAAAAAUGAAGGGGAAAAAGAAGAGGAACAAGAAGAAGGAUUAGAAGAAGAACUUGAACUUGAUGAAGAUAUGAUUAUGGAUGGAAAAGAAGAAAAAGAAGAUUUAGUUUUAAAUAAUUUUUUUAAUUGUUGUUUUUCAAAAGGAUAUAUUGAUUUAACUGAAUUAUUAUUUGAACAUUUUCCAAAGAAAUUAUCAAUAUCAAUUUCAAAUUUAAAACAUGCAAUUGACAAUAGAGUACCAAUGCAAUUUGUAAUGACCAAUGAUGGUGAUAAUCUUGGUAAUUUCACAGUCAAAACUCAUUUUGCAAAAUUCUUUUCAACAUAUUACAGUUGUGGAGAUCUUGGUCAUCAUUAUUUCGACAUUGCUGUAGCUGAUAUUAACAAAAACAAGGUUGCAAAUUUCACAGUUGACAUUAAUUUAGAAGCUCUCGAAGGUAGUUAUGUUUCAACCAAAACUGAUUCUUUAGUUGUUCAGCCAGGUUAUGCUGUUGGUAAUCCAAUUUGUAAUCAAGGUAGUUAUUCUCUAAUGUUUUUUGCUUCAAUUUUAAUUCCAAUUUAUAAAUCAGAAUAA
Dictyostelium discoideum AX4 is the source of this 3024-nucleotide messenger RNA. RefSeq lists its product as hypothetical. Lineage: Eukaryota; Evosea; Eumycetozoa; Dictyosteliales; Dictyosteliaceae. The coding region runs from base 1 to 3024 and encodes 1007 amino acids. The transcript is spliced from 4 exons. Gene Ontology annotation, cellular component: membrane. The record is from RefSeq and is a predicted model, not a curated record.